CAUUCGCCGUUGCCGGGAGCUGACGUGUCUCUCGGGCGUCGAGCGGACUUUCGUCCGAGUGAGAGAGUCCCGUCACCCGGCCCAGGCCCAGCGUCCCGCAGCACCGAGAGAGCGAGAGAAAGAGCCGCUAACAUGGGCAUAAAAUUCCUUGAAGUUAUCAAACCAUUCUGUGCAGUCUUACCAGAAAUCCAAAAGCCAGAAAGAAAGAUUCAAUUUAGAGAGAAAGUACUAUGGACAGCAAUUACACUCUUCAUCUUCUUAGUCUGUUGCCAGAUUCCUUUAUUUGGUAUCAUGUCCUCAGACUCCGCAGAUCCUUUCUACUGGAUGAGAGUUAUUUUGGCUUCAAAUAGAGGUACACUGAUGGAACUUGGUAUUUCGCCGAUUGUCACUUCUGGUCUCAUCAUGCAGCUUCUGGCAGGUGCAAAGAUUAUUGAAGUUGGUGACACUCCCAAAGACAGAGCUCUCUUCAAUGGAGCACAGAAACUUUUUGGUAUGAUCAUCACUAUUGGACAAGCCAUUGUGUAUGUCAUGACUGGGAUGUAUGGAGAUCCAUCAGAAAUGGGAGCAGGCAUCUGUCUACUGAUCAUUAUUCAGCUGUUUGUUGCUGGGUUGAUUGUGUUGCUGCUGGAUGAACUACUGCAGAAAGGGUAUGGUCUUGGAUCUGGUAUCUCUCUCUUCAUUGCCACAAAUAUCUGUGAGACCAUUGUGUGGAAAGCUUUUAGCCCAACCACCGUGAACACAGGAAGAGGGACAGAGUUUGAGGGGUCGAUCAUUGCCUUGUUCCAUCUCCUGGCCACACGGCAGGACAAAGUCCGUGCUCUUCGUGAAGCCUUUUACCGUCAGAACCUGCCAAAUCUGAUGAACCUUAUUGCCACCAUCUUUGUUUUUGCAGUCGUGAUAUACUUUCAGGGCUUCAGAGUGGAUCUCCCAAUCAAGUCUGCCCGUUACCGUGGACAAUACAACACCUAUCCCAUCAAGCUUUUCUACACCUCCAACAUUCCUAUCAUUCUCCAGUCUGCUCUAGUCUCCAACCUGUAUGUCAUCUCUCAGAUGUUGUCUACAAGAUUCAGCGGCAAUUUUCUAGUCAAUCUGUUGGGGACAUGGUCUGAUAACACUGGUGGUGGUCCAGCCCGUGCGUAUCCAGUUGGAGGUCUGUGCUAUUACCUGUCCCCUCCAGAGUCAUUCGGUUCGGUGUUGGAUGACCCUGUUCAUGCGGUGAUUUAUAUUGUCUUCAUGUUGGGCUCCUGUGCUUUCUUCUCCAAGACCUGGAUCGAGGUGUCUGGUUCUUCUGCCAAAGAUGUAGCUAAACAGCUAAAAGAACAGCAGAUGGUGAUGCGAGGACAUAGAGAGACCUCAAUGGUCCAUGAACUUAACAGGUAUAUUCCCACUGCUGCAGCAUUUGGAGGCCUGUGCAUUGGUGCACUCUCAGUACUUGCUGACUUUCUGGGAGCCAUUGGUUCUGGGACUGGUAUCUUAUUGGCAGUGACCAUCAUUUACCAGUACUUUGAGAUCUUUGUGAAAGAGCAGAGUGAAGUGGGAAGCAUGGGAGCCCUGCUCUUCUAACAACAUACCGACUCUCCUAUCCUUUUAAUUGUUUGAUAGUGUCCAGACGAGAGAUUUCUGAAUUAUCACAGCAGGGAAGAACAUUUCUGACCCCUUUCUCACCCAGGGUAACUCUUUUCAAUUUUGAGAAUUCACCACUGAGUGGCUUAGGGCUAUUCUGCUUUUCAUUUGCUUUUGACAUCGAGAGCUGAAAAAAGCAUAUUUUGGAAUCUGUUUUGUUUAAAUUAUGGUUAAGAGCACAAAUUUCCACCAAGGGAAAGUUGGAUAUGCAUGUGGAGUGUGUGUGUGUGUACACUUGUGUAUUCUUUCACUGAUUCAAACUUGCAACUGAAAGAUCCAAGUAGAAUUGAGGUUCCUUCUGAAUUGAAGCUUCUCAAUGCCUCAGUAGAAACGUGUUAUCAGGUAUCCAGAUCACGUGGUCUCUGAUCAUUUCCUGGCCUCCUAACUGGAAUACUGCGGUGGACAGUUGUGAAGGGAACAUCAGACAGUACUCCUCAACCGUUAUCCACAGCAAUCCCUGGGAAUGGAUGUGGAGGUCACCGGGAUCAGGCUCCAAUCCUGCUCUGGUGUAACUUGAGGUUAAUAUAGCAGUAUCGAAGCUCAGACAUAAAGGCCUUGUUACCAUGGGCUAUUACCUCAGCAGAGAGUUGGCCUCCUGGGACGAAGACUGAGCUGAACAUCACCGCUUUGUCCUGGAUGUGAUGUGUCAGGAGGCCUGUAUUAAACUAUCCACCUGCAACUAUUCAGUAUCGUAUUAAGGUGCUGUUAAUUAAUUUACUUCUUUCCUAGUUCCUUUCUUUUGACUGUUUUGUUACAAUGUGGUCAGUGCAGCUACAACAGGUUGAUGUCUUUCCUUUCAGAAAAGGCGUGAACAUCUCCAUAACACUCACUCAAUGUCAGUGUCAGGUUUGAUAGGGGAUGCGCCAGCAAAUUUAUUGGCAUUUCUAAGGUUGGGAAUGAUGGGAGGUGCAAGUUUCUUCACUGUAUUGCGGUUAUUUGGUAUAACCAGCUGUCAGGUGCUGGAUGUAGAAUUGUUUAGCUUUUUAAACAGAAAUGGUUGAACCUUAAGGUGCACAGGAGUUCUCUUGGUUUGAAAAUUUAGUUUAAAUAAAAUUUGACAUGUAGCUUCCCACCAGCUAAGAAACUGAUCGGAGUUUCUGGGAAUUUUUAAUUCCAGUUCUUGCUGGGCCCAGCAAGGUGGGUGGGUGUGUGUGUGCGCGUACGUGUGUAUGGUGUUACCUGCUCCUGAUUGAAGAAUAAUGCAUCUUGUGUUGCAUUUGGACAUAUCGGGACAACUUACAAUGCUCACUCCCUCUUUGGUCAAAUUGUCCAGGUUUGUGCAAAAGAAAUGGCCAUGGGGGGGAAUGCAAGGUGACGUUACAGUUCUCUCUCCUGGGGAGGGUUCGGAAUGGCUGGUAUUCUGAGCAUAUUUUUAAGUACUGGAGCCCAUUAAUAAAUUUGCUGGCAUCUGUCUCCAAACCUCUCUAAGUAGAAUAAGUUUUUUGUACAUAAUUCUCAGCACCUGUAUGAAAACUAAUCUUCCUCUGCCCUGUUGUGAUAAUGUUUUUAAAAGACUCUCUUGCUGAACAGUGUAAAAACAUUUCUGGAUUUCUCUUUCGAUCCAUGGUUCCAGUUUUGGGAAAAAAGUGGAAUUUCUAUGCAUUCCCACCAGUUGGCAGCAACUGAACCUCAUUAAGCAGUGUUUGUUCUCCAGGACUUGCCGACUUCAAACCCUGUCUUUAUAAAUAAAGUGUUUUGGAAAAGUA
Hemiscyllium ocellatum (epaulette shark) is the source of this 3329-nucleotide messenger RNA. RefSeq names its product protein transport protein Sec61 subunit alpha-like 1. Gene Ontology annotation, cellular component: membrane; Sec61 translocon complex. NCBI's taxonomy places the organism in Eukaryota, Metazoa, Chordata, Chondrichthyes, Orectolobiformes, Hemiscylliidae. Gene Ontology annotation, molecular function: transmembrane protein transporter activity; signal sequence receptor activity; ribosome binding. The transcript is spliced from 12 exons. Bases 133 to 1563 code for a protein of 476 amino acids. Gene Ontology annotation, biological process: SRP-dependent cotranslational protein targeting to membrane, translocation; post-translational protein targeting to membrane, translocation. The record is from RefSeq and is a predicted model, not a curated record.